Messenger RNA from Gaeumannomyces tritici R3-111a-1, 1183 nucleotides. RefSeq lists its product as hypothetical. The record is from RefSeq and is a predicted model, not a curated record. The transcript has 3 exons. NCBI's taxonomy places the organism in Eukaryota, Fungi, Ascomycota, Sordariomycetes, Magnaporthales, Magnaporthaceae. The coding region runs from base 6 to 911 and encodes 301 amino acids.
UGCGCAUGGGAGGGGGUUUUCCCGCCCAUCUCUAUAUCAACCUCCCUGCCGGCAAGGCCACCAUGGCAGGCACUGCUACCACUUGGACGGUCAGGCGUCCUCCGGCGGGCGCAUUGACAACCGUGUGGAUGCCGCCAUCGAAAUGUUCCACCAUCAACUACAGUCAGAGCGAAAAGUUCGAUUAUUGUUACCCACCCAGCUAUUCCUACUCAUACUGGAUCGGCGGCACCGGAUACUCCUCGCCCGCCAUAUGUCCCUCUGGGGUCCAGCCCUACUACCCGGGGAAUUUGCCAUUCAUUGUGCUCCCCUCGAGCAUCGCCUUCAGAAGCGGCGGCCCAACUACAGUAGAGAAUCUCAGCGACAUCGCCCCGAUGAUCCAGGUUCGCUGGCAAUCGUCAGAUCUCUCCGUCCUACAGACUCACCCCCUUUCUCCCGGCGUGACACCACCAUCAAGGACGGUGGACACCGGCACAUCCAGCCCCCCUGGCUCCACCAACACCGGCGGCACCAGCACGGCCAACGCCCCCGGCCCCGCCAACACAGGCGGCAACCAGCCUCCGGAAGGCGGCCUCUCGGCCGGCAUCAUGGCGGCCAUCGUCGUCGGCGUGGUCGCGGUGCUGGCCAUGGCGUUCGCCGCGUGGCUCUUUGUCAAGUGCCGCCGCCGGGGGGCUCGAGCUGCGGCGUCAGAGCGUUCGCGCGCGGGCAUCAGGGGCAGCCGUCGUACCUCGCAGACGGGAAGGCGGAGCUCCGCCGCUGGCGAGCGAGCUGCCGGACCACAUGGCGGCACAGGCUUACACACCGGACCUGUACCCUUCCGAGAUGUCGGGCGAGGGGGUGAGGCGCUGAUGGGUCUUUGUAUCGGGCGAUUCGUUGGCGCCGACGCUGUUUUGGGGACGGAGAGAGGGAAAUGAUGUGGGAAUAUGACACGGGAUAUACAAGACACGAAAGAACAUGGGAACAAAGAGGUUACAGGGACUCUAAUUGGCCUUGUCAGAACCUCGGCUGGCAAUGUGUGAAAAUAUGCUGGGUAGCGCACCGGCCAUGUCUUGAACAUAAAUGCUUGAUGGAAAUGGGGCUUAUCCCCCGGGUAUCUCUUAACGACAAAAACAAACAUGGACGAAGAAAUGAUGCCAAAGAAAUGACCACCGAGUCGGUAUCAUGGGGAGAGAAUACCAAAACCAAC